AUGGCCCACAAGCGAUCCCUCGAAGCUCUCAACACCACUCUUCAAGACAUCAGAGACUGUCCCGCUACGAUGGCUGGUAUAACUCUCCUCCUGUCUGGCGAUUUCCGACAAACGCUUCCUGUAAUACCCAAGGGAACCAGGGCAGAUGUUGUCAGGGCUUGCCUAAAGUGCUCCCGGCUGUGGCAAAAUGUUACAACAUUGUCUCCCAAAACAAACAUAAGAGCGCAGCUUUGUGGUGACCAGAUUGCAUCAGAUUUUGCAUCUGACACAUUGUCAAUCGGAAACAGUAUUGUUCAGCUCGAUGAAAACGGAAAACUGUCACUAACUCACCUCUGCACCACUGUCAGUAAUUCCGAUGAACUAGAAGUACAUGACUUUCCAAAUCUACAAAGGAACUACCUUGACAUGAAUUGGAUUUCUGAAAGAGCCAUUUUGGCUCCAAAAAACAGCACAGUAACCACUCUCAACGCUAAGCUGCUGCAUUCGCUUCCCGGAAGGUUGCACGUGUACGGGUCAAUCGAUUCUGUACUCGACGACGACCGGGCAGUGAACUAUCUUGAAGUUAUCAGAAUCCCUCUCAUUCCAUCUGGUGCAGAUAUUCCCUUUGCAUUUCGACGUCUGCAGUUCCCCCUUAGACUAUGUUUUGCAAUGUUAAUCAAUAAGUCACAGGGGCAGACACUAUCGGUGGCAGGGCUGCAUUUAGAUGAAUCAUGCUUUUCAUACGGUCAGCUAUACCUCGGUUGUUCCCGGGUGGGAAGCAAAGAAAGUCUCUUCGUUUACUCACCCCGAGGUAGAACGAAAAAUAUUGUCUACCAAGAGGUAUUAGUAUGA
Messenger RNA from Octopus sinensis (East Asian common octopus), 831 nucleotides. RefSeq lists its product as uncharacterized. The transcript has a single exon. Gene Ontology annotation, molecular function: DNA helicase activity. NCBI's taxonomy places the organism in Eukaryota, Metazoa, Mollusca, Cephalopoda, Octopoda, Octopodidae. Gene Ontology annotation, biological process: DNA repair; telomere maintenance. The record is from RefSeq and is a predicted model, not a curated record. The coding region runs from base 1 to 831 and encodes 276 amino acids.